Messenger RNA from Xyrauchen texanus (razorback sucker), 5789 nucleotides. Its product is annotated as periplakin-like. Gene Ontology annotation, molecular function: structural molecule activity; cadherin binding. Lineage: Eukaryota; Metazoa; Chordata; Actinopteri; Cypriniformes; Catostomidae. The record is from RefSeq and is a predicted model, not a curated record. Gene Ontology annotation, biological process: intermediate filament cytoskeleton organization; wound healing. Gene Ontology annotation, cellular component: cytoskeleton; cytoplasm; membrane.
ACGAAUUUGUCUGUGGGAGGCUUGCCACAACCAGUCGCUCUGUCCCUGUGGGCGUUGUAAGUGAGUUGCACCUGCCCUGUGACAAACUUCAGGUAGUUUGCUGAACGAAAUACAUCAGAGCGGAAUCCCUACUGUGCCAUCUUUGCAGACGGGUAUUGGAGAAACUCCACAACUGUCAAAAUGUUUAGGAAAAAGACCGCGAAGAACACCGUGAACAUUACUGAGAAAAGACCACCUGAAGGUGAUCUAGUUGCCCUCAUUGACAAGUUGCAGAAGAAUGCUGACAAGGUGGAGAAGAACAUCAUUGAGACAGAACAGAAUCUCAACAGGGAUAUCAGGAAAAUCAAUGAGAGCAAGCAGCCGCUGUACCAGGAGGACACCAACAAAAGGAUCUUGAACUCACUGGAGCUGUUGAAUAGUCUGGACGAGGAUGCAGCCCAGGCCACCCGUUUGAAGCAUCCUCAAGCUGAGAUGAUUGAGAAGGAUAUGAAACAGCUGCGAGUGCGUGUAUUGAAGCUCCGCGAAGAACAUGAUCGCAUUUACAACAUCACAAGAUCAGAACAGGCUCCCACUGUUAACUGGGGAAAGAUGGUUGAUGAGAAAAUGGCAAAUCUGAACAACAAAGGAUUCGGAGAAGACCUGCCCACCAUCGAAAAUGAUGUGGAAGAGCACAAUAUUUUCCACAGUGAAGUGGAGGCAUUGGCUCCAUAUAUCACUGGAGACAGGGACAGUUUGAAUGGCCAGCAGGCGAGAUACAGCAGGCUAUUGGCAAGCUCCAGUGCUCGUCAGAAGAACCUGCUCAGUCUGAGGGACUACAUGCAGCGCUGCACCAAUGAGCUCUACUGGAUGGAUCAGCAAGCUGAGGAACGGAUCACAUAUGACUGGAGUGAUAACAACCUGGACUACCCAGCCCGAAAGAGGCAGUACGAGAACUUCAUCAGCAAGUGUCUGGAGUCAAAGGAGAAAACCAUCACCCAGCUGAAUGAAGAUGGAGAAGUACUUGUUGAGCAGAACCACCCAGGAAAAAAUAUCAUUGGGGCACACAUGGAUGCUGUCCAUGCAGAUUGGAAGGAAUAUCUCAACUUGCUCAUUUGUGAGGAGAACCACCUCAAGAACAUGGAUGACUAUCACAAAUUCCACAAGGAUGCAAGAGACGCAAACGAUUUGCAGAAGCGCAUGGAGACCGAGAUCAUCCAGAAGUAUAAUCCUGAGUUUAAAGACAUGUACCAGAUGGAGGGCCUGAUUGCUGACUUGGAUGAUCAGGCAAAGGCCAUGGAUCAUUAUGACGAACGUCUGAAAGCUCUUCAGAAGCGCAGCCUGCAGGUGCUACCUCUAAAGUACCGCAGGGAGAAUCCUCAGAAACUGCUCCCUAUUGAGGCUCUGUGUGACUAUGAGACUAACGAGGGUUCAGUUUUGCGAGGAGAGAGGUACACUCUGCUUAAGAACAAUGGGCCCAAAUGGGAUGUGAAGGAUGGAAAUGGCCAAACCUUUAGUGUUCCAGGAGUGUGCUUUAUAAUCCCACCCACUGAUCCUGAGGCUGUGUCCAUCACUGAAAAUCUGAUUAACCAGCACAAAAGCACCAAACAGAAGGUGGCCAGCAGCAGAUCUGCAUUACAGGCUCGACUGUCGGACCUGAGGAAGGAGAGUACAGGCAGUCAAGAUAAACAAGAGCUGCAAUGCCGUCAGCUGAUGGCAGGAUUGGAUAAAGUGAUUGGUGAUCUGGAUAAGCAGGAAAAGGCCAUUUACACUCGAGCGCCCCCACUGGAGCAAACACGUCCUGUACAGGACAGUGCUGACAGGCUACAAGACAUGAAGGAUAUUACUUCUGCUGUUUGUAAGAUAGAGCCAGAAAAGUCUGCAAAAGUGCAGGAGGCUGAAACUUUCCUCAGAUCCACUCCUAAAUGCACAAGUGCACCACAGCUCUACACUAAGGUUGAUGAGACUAACAAAAAAUACAACAAAGUUGACAUGCUGCUAAAGUGUGCAGAUGACAAACUGCAGAAUUCCAAUCGCCUGGAGAACUCUUUGCAGAAUGGCAAAGCUCUACUCUCCACCUAUGAAAACAAACUGGCAAGAGAGGAGGUUGCCCCAUCUGACCUCAGCUCACUGGAGAAGACUCAGCGUGAGUUGGCGGACAUUGCAUCUGAGCUGAGGGCAAAAAGAUCUAUUGUCACAGAGACAGAGCAGAACCUGAGAGCUACCAAGGCUAGCUGUGACAAUAUGGCCACCAAAGUGCAAGAACACUGCCCUGAUGUUGAGAGGCAAGAGGCAGAUUUUCAGAAACUCAAUAAACGCUAUGGCAAUCUCAACAGACAGAUUGAUGCAAGAUCACAAAGUCUGCAAAGAGCCAAAGUGGCCUAUGUCAACUACCAUAAUGACUAUGACAACCUCAACAGUUGGCUCUCACGAAUACCAAACUAUGAGCCACGCGAAACUGACACUAUCAAACAGAUUGAAGCAAAACUGAAAAAUCAAAGAAAUCUGCUUUCCGACAUUGCAAGAAAGGAUUCAGACCUGAACAACGUUUCAAGAAAUGCUCAGCUUUAUCAGCAAGCAGUCAAGGACUAUGAAAAUGAAGCUGAGCGGUUUAAAGCCAUACUUGACCUUGAAGAUGGCUUGGUUCCCCAGACAUACAAAAGGAGCAGACUACAAUCUCCUGCUUUGAGAGUGAAGGGAGAGGAAUCUGCUAUUGAGGCCAAAUUCACUGAAGUAAAUGCUGUGAACAAGCAGAGGUUAAAGAACCUAGAGUUUACUCAAAGUCUUCUUAAUCAGCAACCAGAGGUCACAGUAAUCAGACAAGAUGUCCAGACUGUGAGAUCAUCAGCCCCAGGAGAAGAGCCCUGGAGAGUCAAAAAACAGAUUCAGGAAGAAAUCCAGCGGAGAGAACAAAUGGAAAGGGAAAUUCAGACCAUCCAGAGUGACAUAUAUAUAUUAGAGGGCCAAAAACCACAGGAUACAAUUGUAAAGAAAGAGGUAAUUAAGAAGGUGGCUGACCCUCAACUGGAGGAAGAAUUUCACAAAGUUCAGCAGAAGCUCUCAGACGAACGCAGAAACACUCGUGUCUAUGAGAGUGAACUUGACACCCUCCGCGUUAAGCUUCGCGGGAUUGAGACUGAAAUGAAAGAGGGAGCUCAGCAGUAUACAGUCAAAGAGGUGCUCCGGAUUGAGAGAGACAGGGGGCAGGAGGAAGAACUCAGGAAACUAAGAGAAGAGCUAGAGGAACUCAGGCGGCUGAAAAUAGUCAGAGAAAAUGAAGUCAUUCAGAUUCAGAAACAAGUGACUAUACUUGCAGAGGAGAAAAGCAAGGAACAGGAGAUUAUCACUGAGGAGGAAGUCAUUAAGGUUCAAAAUGACCCUCACCUUGAGAGCGAGUAUAGAUUAUUGCUUGAGAGAAAGCAAAAAGAAAUAGACAGCCGAAAGCAACUCGAAGACGAGCUUCAGUUCCUGCAGGAGAAACUGAGGCGUCUUGAAAAGGAAAAGGCAAUGGCUGAGGAGAAAAUCACUAUAAAAGAGGUCUUGAAAGUCGAGAAAGAUAUUGCAUUGGAGAGAGAGGUAGAGAACCUGAGGAGACAAUAUGAAGAUGAAAAAUCCAAGCUCAGCGCUUCUCUGAGAGAGAAAACAGACCUCCAACGCAAAAUUACUAGCAUUGAGGAAGAGAGGUCAAAGGUCAUCAUUCAAGAGAAAGUGCGCGAGAUUGUGCGACCUGAUCCUAAGGCAGAGACAGAGGUGGCAAAUCUUAGACUUGAACUUGUAGAGCAGCAGAGAAGGUGCAGAGAUUCAGAGCUCCAGUUGAGGUCCCUACAGGAAGAAUUAACAAUGCUGAGGAACAGAGGCCCACAAAUUGAAUACAAAGAAAUUAUCAAAGAGGUCAUCAAAUACAAGACUGACCCAGAAACAGAAAGAGAACUGGAGAAACUCAGGAAUGAAAUUGUGGACAAAACCCACCUAACAGAGAAAACCGAGAUUGAGAUCCUUCAACUCAAAGAGGAGAUUCAGACAUGGAAAGACACCAAGCCUCAGAUUCAGACCAAAGAGGUAGUAAAUGAGAUCCUGCAAUACCGAGAAGAUCCUAAAACCAAGGAGGAGAUUGAGACUCUCAAGCGGAAACUGGCUGAAGAACAGAGGAAACGCUUGGACCUGGAAAGAGAAAGGGCUUCCAAUGAAGAAAGAAUCAGGCUUAAGAAGAUGGACUUAUCACAGGUGAGGGAAAAGAUUGUCCAGCAAGAGGUAGUGAAGGUGGAGGAGGAUCCAGUCUUGAGGUCUGAAUGUGAGACCUUCACUCAAAAUAUCAACAAUGAGCAGAAACAAAGGGAAAUCUUGAAGGAAGAUCUGGUCAGGCUGCAACGUCAAAAGGCUGACCUGGACCUUCAGAUUGCGGAACUGGAACAUGAGCGCAGAGCCCGCAGAGAUUCUGAGCUUGAAAUUCAAAGGUUGAGAGUGCGGCUUAAUGAAUUAGAGAUCAGAGACAAGGAAAACCGAGAAAAGGUUACCGUAAAGCAAAAGGUUGUACUACAGCAGGAUCCUCAACAAGAAAAAGAGCACUCUAUCUUGCGUCUCCAGGUUGAAGAGGAGAGACACAAGCGUAUGCUCUUAGAGAAGGAGUACAAUGUCUUGCUGCAGCAGCUAGACACUCUUGAGAGAAUGGAAGUUCGUGAAAAGGUUGUGCGAACUGAAACAGUUCAAGUCGAGCGAGAUCCAGAGGCAGAGAUCGAGAUUGACAGGCUAAAGAGAAGUCUUGAGGAAGAGACAAGGCGACGACGUGAGUUGGAUCAAGAGCUUAUCACUGUAAACUCAAGGAUUUCUGAGAUUGAGUUCACAAAUACAAAAUCAUCCAAAGAACUUGACUACAUUCGUGAUGAAAGCAACCGGUUACAGCAGGAGAACCAACGCCUACAGAACGAGAUAAGGAAGCUUCAAGCUGAAAUCGAGAUUACAACAAAAGAAACCAGAACCAUCACAGAGUCUGCUCCAGUGGAGAACAGCAGGAACAUGGAAUUUCGACUGGAAUCCUUGCAAAGAGAACUGUCUGACGUUAGACGUGUCAGAAUUGAGAAGGAAGAAGAAAUUGAGAAGCUACAAAAGAGUCUGUCUGCAAUGAGGGUCAAAAGAGAGCAAAGAGAAAGUCAUCUCCGUCGUUCAAUUGUUGUCAUUGAUCCAGACACCGGGAAGGAGAUGAGGCCAGAGGAGGCUUACAAGCUUGGUCUCAUAGAGUGGAAAAUGUUUGUAAACCUUCAGAGUCAGGAAUGCGACUGGGAAGAGAUCACUGUCAAGGGUCCAAAUGGCGAGUCAUCUGUACUUCAUGACAGAAAAUCAGGAAAGAAGUUUGCCAUUGAUGAUGCUCUGAAGGCCGGAAACAUCACAAACCGCCAGCUGCAGCAAUAUCAGAACAAAGAAAUCAGUAUCCAGGAGUUUGGUGUCAUGCUGUCCGGCACAGGCAAAUAAAUCCACUAAUCAGAAAUCAUUACACAUAACCGUUUGUGUUCCCAGAUUGCAGCUGAAGUCUGAUUUUGUAUUCUCUUCUUUAGUGUAUUUAUUUUCAAAUGUAUUCUUAUAUCAAUGGAAAAUGGUAUUCCUUUGGUUAUGGUGCUGAAUUUUGGUUAAGAUUUCUAUCACUGUGUUUCAUUGAAGGUUAGCCAGAGCCAGUUUUAUUCUAAUCUGAUCUGAUAUAUUCAGUGUGUGCUUUAAUGAAAAUGUUACAGCCCUAUCUGUUUCUUUUUAUUAUUUUUCACUUGAUGAAUCAGAUUAAUCAGUUCUACUUUCAUGUUUGAUUUGAGAUUAAAAAAUAUAAU